This is a messenger RNA of Recurvomyces mirabilis, 486 nucleotides long. RefSeq lists its product as uncharacterized. The coding region runs from base 1 to 486 and encodes 161 amino acids. The transcript is spliced from 2 exons. Lineage: Eukaryota; Fungi; Ascomycota; Dothideomycetes; Mycosphaerellales; Teratosphaeriaceae. The record is from RefSeq and is a predicted model, not a curated record.
AUGGCUAGCGCUUGUUCCGAGUAUAGCAAUAGCGACGGUCCAAACGCCACUAACGAGGACUUCGCAGCACAGAGAGUCAAGAUCCAACGACUGGUAGACAUGAAUCAGGAGCUGUGUGCGGCCAUGCGAAUGAUGCUACGAGAAGGCGAGGAUCCGGAGGCAGUCUACGAUAUCGAAGAUGUGGGUUAUCUUAUGCAGCUCGCAAGGCCCAGUAAACCAACACGAGUGCGCGGACCUGAGGGUCACCGGCCUGGCACACUGGAUCCCGCUUCCCCACCGACCAGAAGAGCGGUCAGAGAGGAUGCCGAAGCAGUAGGCCUUCGCUCGCUGUUGGGCAACGGACUUCUUAACAAGUUCUGGGAUGCUGUUGUGCUUGACAGGACCCCUGAAGAAGUCGCCGAAGCCUCGACUCCAACCCACGAAGACCCAGGGAGCACUCAGAUCAUGACAACGCCGAAAGCUGCCGAUAAUGAGCAUGAACAGUGA